Epinephelus fuscoguttatus (brown-marbled grouper) is the source of this 5621-nucleotide messenger RNA. RefSeq names its product voltage-dependent calcium channel beta subunit-associated regulatory protein. Gene Ontology annotation, cellular component: plasma membrane; secretory granule. Bases 307 to 3318 code for a protein of 1003 amino acids. Gene Ontology annotation, biological process: negative regulation of calcium ion-dependent exocytosis; negative regulation of voltage-gated calcium channel activity. The record is from RefSeq and is a predicted model, not a curated record. The transcript is spliced from 11 exons. Lineage: Eukaryota; Metazoa; Chordata; Actinopteri; Perciformes; Serranidae. Gene Ontology annotation, molecular function: transmembrane transporter binding.
UUCAUAACUACAGUCUUCAUUUGAAGCCCAAAUUAAAGUAUGCAGACGGGGCAGGCUGCCUGUGGACCGCCGCUUCUCACGGAGUCUACAGCCGGGCUGAGAGCAGACGACGCAGAGAUGUGGGACAGCCCCGAUCGGAGGGUUUUCGGAGGAGAGAGGAAGAUGCUGCUGAUGCUGAGGCUGCUGCUGCUGCUGCUGCUGAGCGCCGCCGGCUGCAGCGGGUCGCUGUAGUCAGUCUGCACAGAGCGGAGGGAAGCUACUCCAACACCGCCUGUAUAGACCGGUUCACUCACGCUGACCUGGACCAUGAGCAAUGAUUUGCCUGUUCUGACAAGUCUGACUGAGAACUCCACUGAUGUGCCUGUGUCAGCGGGCCAGGUGGAGAACUAUGUGCUGCUGUUGGUGCUGCUGAGUGUUUUCGCCGGGGGGAUGCUGGUCCUGCUCUCCCUGCUGCUCCUCUUCUGUCACCGCUGCUGCAUGGGUGGUCGACGCUACUCCAGAGCCAGCGAUGACCCUGAGAAGACAAACACCACUUAUGCUGAGGAUUCUCAGCCCACCCAAGAGAUCACCAUUCAUAUGGAUGAAUCAGACGCUCUCUCAGCUGUGAGCUGUCACGAUGGAGAGUCAGAGCGAUUUGUCUCCACUGGCUCUACUGGACGCAGAGUCUCCUUUAAUGAAUCUGCACUUUAUGAACAGGAGAAGACGACUCAGGACAAGGGACGCAGAUACACUCUGACGGAGGGAGACUUCCACCACCUGAAAAAGGCUCGGCUCACCCACCUUCACCUGCCUCCAGCCCCCUGUGACCUGAAGAUCCUCACCAUCAUGGAGUGCGACUCAACAGAGAGCAGCACCAUCAACAUCAAUGAGGCUGCAGCUCCCAAACUGCCCCUCACCAUCUACCAGCCUGCCGAGAGAAGAGUCCCCGACUGGGUGGGACCGAGCCUCAGCGGAGGACUGCCUGGAGACCCGCACCACUCCACCAUCCUGGACCAGGGCCCCAGACAGGCAUCAUCAUCCAUGAAAGCACACCACACACGCUCCCAGACAAUGGAGGCUAUCGGGGACAGGGGAGAGGCUGAGAGCGAAAGGGGGAUGAGAGGAGAGUUGACUCAAGCUCCGGGCCAGACUUCAGUUCUACAUUUCUUCUCUAAACUGCGACGCCAUGCCAGUCUGGAGGGGGCGGGGCCUUACUUCAGGAGGUGGAAAUUUGACAGUAGUCACCGGGCUGCCAGCCUGGAUGCCAAAGGAUCCCCGAAGAGAAGGCCCUUCCAGAGACAGAGAGCUGCAAGUGAAACCACUGAUCACACCGAAGACGACUCUGCAUCUCUCCAAGAUGACUCUUUCCCACACUCCCCCAUCCAGACCAGUGGCCUACAGUCUCUCUCCGCAGAGUCUCUGUCUCACCACAACACAGUACCCACAUCCUCAGUCAUCCUCAGCAGGCUACAGCUGGAGGCCAUGGUGGAGGUAGGUGGUAGCAGUAGCACUGCAAGAGGGGAUCCCUGUUCACCAACAAAUGAUUGUCACACCCAGAAACAAGAGGAGGUCACAGCCAACGGGACAGGAGUAGAAAAAGAAACAAAGUUCAGUGCACUUAUAAGAACAGAGGCAGAGGGAGUUGAGCUAGAGUCGGUGGAAGAUGAUGACUUGUUUGGCGCACAACAAGAAGCUGCAGUACAGCAAAGGUUUGAGGACAUGUUAAGGACAACAAAGACAGACUGCAUGACGUCAGAUGUGAGGAAAAAGAGCGAGGCAGAGGCAGAAGAUGGAGAUGAGGUGGUGUUGGGAGCUGAGGCCAGACGAAGGACCGACUCAGGCUCAUCUCUUACCUUCAUGAUCCGCCAGGAGAGCUCGGAGGCUCCUCCCUCCCUGUACAAGGACAUCUGGAGCUUGCGAGCCUCUCUGGAGCAAUACGCCUCUUCAGACCAGAGCAGCACAGAUCGGGAGUCCAUCCGCAGUGAUGCCGACAGCGUCUCAUCCUUUGGUGGUGCAGGAGCUCGCUCUGGCCUGGACAGCUGCUUGUCCCAAGACCUGGACGAUGAGCCUGAAGGAGAAGGGGAUGGAGAGAUGUUGGAGGGAGGGAUCAGAGGGGCGUCAGGUGGGGCCAGUGAGGUGGGGAGUGGAGCUGGAGGAGAGGGUGAGGCAGGGAACCGUAAGCUCCUCCAGAUGGACAGUGGCUAUGCCUCCAUUGAAGCACCAUCCAGGGCCCCUGAGGAAAUGCGACUUUUUGGGACUCCUGGAGCUCCUCGAGGGAAGACGGCUUCUGAGAGAAGGUUGUUCUUCACCAGCUCUGGGAGAAAAGGUUCGGUGUGCGAGAGCAUUGAGGCCCGGCUGUUUCAGGAGGAGCUGGAGGAUGAGAUGGCCGACAGCACGGAGACAGAGGAGAAACUAAAGGAGAGAUCUAAAAAUGGCGGUCAGUCUCUUACCCUUCAAGAACCGCAUCAGCUUCUUAAAUCCCUUCAUCCUCAGAAACCUCAAGAAUCACAAUCGCAGCUGAUGUCUCCACUAAUGAAGCCAAUCUCACAGCCCUCUAGUCCUCAUAAGCCCCGUCUCCGCCGCCGUGACUACAGCAUCGAUGAGAAGACAGAUGCUCUUUUCAAUGAGUUCCUCCGCCAUGAUCCGCGCUUUGACCAGCAGGAUUCUCCGCUGCGUUCCAGGCACCGAUCCAGAGUUCACCUCCGGAAACAGUGGCAGAGACACAAGCAAUACAGUGACCCAGGGUCAGGUGCUGGGGGUAGGUACUCCCCAUCUUUGGAGAGGCAGAGGUUCACUCCGUUGCGGAGAGGUGACAGUGCAGGUUACCCUCUGGACACCAGGUAUCACAGCACACUGUCACGCAUUGCGAGUGCCGCCGAUGAAGAAGCCAGUGAGACUGCAGCUUGUGAGGAAGCAGCCAAAGAAAGCACAGAGAGCAAAGAUGUGUCGAGUGAAGGAGCUGCAGGGGAUGUCGCAGAAAGUAAAGCAACCUCUGAAGGCACUGACGCAACAAAGAGCUGUGCAGAAUCGACCGGUGAGGGCUGCCAGGCCUCUAAAAAAAAGGACACAGAAAGCACAACAAGCCCGUCUUUGACCACUCUUACUACAAAGACAAGCCACAUGAAUCCGAGAGUCGACAACAGAAACAACAACAGUAGUCAAGCUAUUCUAUCAGAGGUCUCCCUGGAGGCAGAGAGCAGCCUGUCGGAAAAGCUGGCUGUGUCAGUGGAAGAGAGGCUCUACGGUGGUCUGCGCAGUGCAGAGAAGCUUGGCCAGGGAGGGACAGAGCGUGUGCUUACCGUGUCACACACAGCCUCACCUGGCUUCAGUCCCAUAUAACUUGUUAACAAGCCCAUCUUCUUCAUCAACUUUAUUUCAAAUCCAUUAUCUAUAGACGACAGACUCGAACAAAAUGGUUUAUAGCACUUCAAACAUCAUCUUGUGUUAGAUACUUGGUCAGUCUGUGUCCCUUACAUUUGGACAACAUAACUGAUGCAUCAAAACACAAAUAUAUCCUAAAGUACAGAAGUACCUUCUUUCUCGACGGCCAGUCUCUUCCAGCGUUUCCAUUCAGACCUUAUUUUCCACUGUGAUGCCAUGUGAAAUGUGAUGCCCCCCUCCCUUUUAUAGAGUGCUGCAGGGAUGAUGUUUAUUUGUGGGCCAACAUGUAAGUUAGCGUGGCCCUGGUUCCCUCGGGGAAAAAAAGGCCUAUGUGAUUUCUCAGUUGGGUUUUGGAUUAUUGCAGAAAAUAAGGUCUUUGGCAAACAAACGUUUAUGAUACUUACGUGUUUUGUUCUGAAAGAUAAUCAUGACAAAUGAGCACCACUUUUAUGAUUUUUUUCUAAGCGUAAAUGAAAUCUCCAGAAGUAAAAAGGUAACAUUAGGCUAUAAAAGAACAACACCAUGGUCGCAUGGCCUCAAAGUUGCCACCACAACAACGCUGUAAAGCUGUGGGCACAUACAAGCUGAAAACAUUGUGCACCAUUUGCUACAGUUUCCAGGUUGAAUGACAUGUUUUCUUAAAGAAAGCUUGGUGGUUGCGUCAGAGGUGUUACCCCAUCAGCAGCAGCGUCUAUAUAAACCAAAUUUUUGCAGAUCUUUACUUAUUGUGCAUAACUUUUUUGUUAUUAUGUCACACUUGCUCUGGCAAUGUAAAAUAUGUAUCCCAUGUCAAUAAAGCCCCUUAAAAUUAAUUUGAAUGAAACCCUGCAAUAUUAAAAGGCAGUUCACCUGCGUAUCACGACAGGGUUUUCAAGGCACCACCGUUUCAGAUUAAAUAAACAUUCUGCUAUGUUUUUUCAGGGCAGAAUGCACCCCAUUUUUGGCAUGAUGAUGUUCUGAACUCUCAUUAAAACAUUUGCUGACAACCUUUUUUUUUUUAAAAAAGACAUGUAAAGGCCUCAAGGAGUUUGGUAUUAACGGACAUGUUUUAUGUCCUACAACAAAACAUGUAAAUCUCUUACGCUUGUGUUACUCGCAGACCUUAUUUCAGUCAUCUACCCAAAAACCCAUUAAGAAAACCAAUGACUUUGAGAUGAGGGAACAGGGAGUGCUAAAAUGCUAACCCAUUCCACAUUCUGGGACUCAUUCCCGCAGAGCUCUAUUGGUACCCUUUCUUAAAAUCAAUGAGUUCAUUAUAUAGCUUUGAAAAUAUAGCCCCAUCUUUAGAAAAAAAUAAAUAUUUUCAGACUUAACUGUGAAUUUUCAGCAUGCUACUGUAUGUCCAAACAAUGUGUAUGUGAAUACUGUACAGUUUUAACUUAAAAACAAAAAGCACUUUGACGGGAAGAAAGGUAACGGUGGAGUUUCUGUCACCCAUUUCUCUCAUUUUAAAAAAUCAUAUCCUCCUCAAGUGUCCUUCUUGUCUCGAUCACCAUGAGGGUAAAUGUCUCCAUGGAAGCUUGUGGUUUCUGCAUUUGGCGAUGGGAAGUACACUGAUCAUGUCACAGCCCUCUAUCAUUAACGACAUAUCAGCAGAUCUAGUGAAUACACACAUGGAAUGCCCAGACUAUACAGAUUAAAAACACUGAUCUAAAAUAUGUGCAUCAAGAAUUUUUUAUACUCAUAUUUCAUCUAUUUUUAUAGGAUUUUUGUUAGUCAUUGGUCCUGUUAUUUAUCACAAUUAAGGAGGAGGUAUCCAGGAGCUUCCGUGGGCUCGGGUGAAAUGUUGUCUUACUGCUGGGACUCUGCUGAGGGGGAGACUGACAGAUGAUACUUAAGUGACUGACACAGGAGCCUCUCAGGCUUUCAGACAGAUGGUCCAGUGACACAGAGUUGAGGCUGUGAAAAUGGAGGUUGAAACUGAAUAGCGGAGCCAUUGUCUGCUCCCACACCGUGGCAGAAUGGGAUAUACUUGCUCUGUAUUGCUAAAUAAAAGAUAAGUCUGGUGAUAUUCUGUUUUUCUUAUUGUCAACAAAUGGCCAAAAGGCCAAAACUAAAAAAUAAUUAAUCCUACUUGUGUAGACAAAGCCUUGUAUAGCUUAUUCCUCACCAUUGUUGUCCAUAAACUAGGGAUGGGCGUAUUCAAGUUCUUCCUUUAAACUAAUAUGGAGUAGUGGCAAAACAAACAAGUACAAUUUUACAUUCAUAUUUUUAACAAACAGGCUUAAAUUUGCUUAAUAAACUAUAAAUUCAAGGUUAGC